This is a messenger RNA of Daphnia pulex (common water flea), 1382 nucleotides long. RefSeq names its product RING finger protein 121-like. Lineage: Eukaryota; Metazoa; Arthropoda; Branchiopoda; Diplostraca; Daphniidae. Gene Ontology annotation, molecular function: metal ion binding; ubiquitin protein ligase activity. Gene Ontology annotation, cellular component: endoplasmic reticulum membrane; Golgi membrane. The record is from RefSeq and is a predicted model, not a curated record. The transcript has 7 exons. The coding region runs from base 184 to 1170 and encodes 328 amino acids.
CUUUCUGUAAAUAGGUGGUGUGAGAACGAAGGCCGGCAAAAUUAGUCUGCUCUUUCUCAUCAACGAUCGAACGAUCGAUCCGACUUGUUUGGCUUUAUCAGUUUACCGUAUUCUUCGAAUAAUCUACCACAAUAGUAAACAUUUAGGAAUUUUUCUCCCAAAUACGUGAACGCUAAAAGAGUGAUGGAGGAAGUCAUUCAUCAAACAGAAACAGUCAAUCAUCUCGAUCAGCCGGUUUUGAAAGAUGAUCAUGGUGUAUUGAUUUCUGAAAAUGAAAAACACAGGCUGUCACAUGAAGCUGUUCACAAGGCACACAAAGGACAUGAAUCAAUGCAUGCACAGAUGCUACUCAUUCUGAUGAUAACUGUACUGGUGGCUCAAGUGGUUUUAGUUGAAUGGAGAAAAAGACAUUUUAGAUCGUAUCAAGGUGCAACUUUAUUUGCUAUGUGGGUGAUUCCCUUAGUAUUGUGUAUCAGGAGUUACUGGUGGCGCUUUGUAUUUUUCUGGCUCCUCUUUUCAAGUAUUUCAUCUUUAGUGUUGAGGAAAGCUCUUGAGAAACCUUUGCAUGGCUCUACUCCUCGUCUAGUUUACAAAUGGUUCUACUUUCUGCACCAAAUCAGUUGUGGCUUGGGAAUAGUGGGGUACAGCAUUAUCAUGGCCACGUUUAUGGGACUCAAUUUAAUAUUUGGCGCUCUUCCGGCAACUUGGAUGGAUUGCGGAAUCUUACUUCUGUUUUACGGGCUAUAUUAUGGAGUUCUUGGUCGCGAUCUGGCCGAAAUUGCAGCUGAAACUAUGGCCAGUAAUGCUGGGUUUUAUACUCCUGCGGGAGCAAUCCCUAACCGCUCAUUGGAUCCCAAUGUCUGUGCUGUUUGUGGAAAUCGACUCCUACUUAAAGCUGAAGAAGAGGCUAUUAUCGAGAAAACUUGCCGCUUGUCUUGCAAUCACGAGUUUCACGAGUUUUGCAUUCGUGGUUGGUGCAUAGUCGGCAAGAAACAAACUUGCCCUUACUGCCGUGAAAAAGUUGAUUUGAAGAAAAUGUUUUGCAAUCCGUGGGAACGUCCACACGUUUUGUAUGGCCAACUUUUGGACUGGAUCCGAUGGCUUGUGGCAUGGCAGCCCCUUAUUCUUUUACUUGUACAAGGCAUUUCGUGGACCCUUGGACUUGAAUAGAUCUUUUUGUUUUGUAGAUUAGUUUAUAUUUUCAUCUUCUGAUAAUAUUCAGUCAAUGCUGUUGAGAAACGUUAUUGGUUAAGGACGCCAUUCAACUGCAUGCCAGGGAAUAUUAAGUUGUUUCAUAUUCACCGCCAAUUCCAUCAGAUAAUCAUAACAUUCACACCUACAUGAAAGAUUGGAUCAUUUAAAUAAAAUCACGAAACGAUAAA